Ostreococcus lucimarinus CCE9901 is the source of this 844-nucleotide messenger RNA. RefSeq lists its product with no specific name. The record is from RefSeq and is a predicted model, not a curated record. The transcript has a single exon. The coding region runs from base 1 to 234 and encodes 77 amino acids. Lineage: Eukaryota; Viridiplantae; Chlorophyta; Mamiellophyceae; Mamiellales; Bathycoccaceae.
AUGUACAUCCACGCCUUGCGUUCAGAGAUUCCAUUCCGAAGAAAUCUUAAGCGGAACCCCCAAGGUCUGAAUAGUCGUACGCUUAAGAUGAGUUACAUCUUCUGUACCUCCAGGCAUCGAAGUGCUCCUCCUGUGCGUCGGCUUGGUCUCACCAAACACCGAGAUCUUCGAGACGACCAACUCGUUCCGCUGAGAGUUUGCACGUGCACCUGUCUUCUCUUGCCUGAUUUGUGAGCCAUCGCCCCGAAUUUGAAUGUGGCAUGUCUUCUCGCACAAUCUCAUCCGUAACGAAGCGGAAACUCAGCUCCUUCUGCGACAGGGUGCUCAUGUUUCGACUAUGCGUGUAUUCCUCGUAGUCGACCGUUAUAUCACGAUUCGCGCGCCUUUAAAUUUCGCAUGUAGUAUGCAAGCUGUGCUUGAAUUCGCGUAGCUUCUCUACUUUCGCUCGCGAUGAGUUUAGCGGCGGCGCGUUGUUGCUGGAACACCGCGCGCCUGGAAGCCAGACUAGCCUUAUGGGCUUUAGCAUCUUCGGGUGUCUUCCUCUGAGCAUCCAUAGUUUGUUUCUUCAGCUCCUUUGCCACAUCGUCUCGGAUUUUCUUUGCUCGGACGUCACAUUCGACCAGGUCCUUUUUCAGGCCCCGUUCCAACGAAUGAACCGCCUUACGCGCAUCCCCGCGGGCCUUCUCAUUUGCAAGCUCUUCAUUCUUCAAGUUUUGUUUGCUCAUACGGAGUGCACUUACAGCUUCGGCGAGCUCAGUGCUUCGACUGAAACGCUCCCAUUUCAACGGGUUUAUAGAGCUCGAUGCCGCGGCCUCUUCCCGUUUCAAGUUUUGUAGCCGCGCGA